This is a messenger RNA of Gadus macrocephalus (Pacific cod), 3196 nucleotides long. RefSeq lists its product as uncharacterized. The record is from RefSeq and is a predicted model, not a curated record. The transcript is spliced from 2 exons. Bases 1226 to 3196 code for a protein of 656 amino acids. NCBI's taxonomy places the organism in Eukaryota, Metazoa, Chordata, Actinopteri, Gadiformes, Gadidae.
AUCUUCUGCAAGACACAAAUGCAAACAUAAGAAAUGAAUGAGAGAAAUCAUAACACUUAAGAUUUAUCUGCCAGUUUACGUCUACCCGCCUGUCCAAACAACAGUGGCAGUUGUCAUAUUAAAUCUAGGCACUAAGGCCACAUACAGCUGAUGCUCAUGAAGUAAGGCAGAUAAGAAACUGAUAACUACUGAUUUCUCCUUUCCUGGCACAGUCCUUAACAUAUGUAAUGAGGCUAAAAACGUAUAACAUUACAUAACUGACGACCAGUCUAAUGACCGUGAAAUUUGCAGGCAGUAUCGUAUGAUGUAUGCACAAGCUAAUAUGCUUAUCAGAAAAUUUGGUAUGUGUUCAUCUUCUGUGAAAAUAACACUUGCUGCUUCUUGCUACAAAAGAAGCGGCAUUCAAUUAUGGUAUGAGGCUACAACUCAAAGUGCCUAGAUGGAGUAGAGCAAGCCUUCCGUUUGUGAAUGUUGAUGUGCCAACUUGUCCUGCUGUUCUCAGAAACCUUAUGUAUAGAUGUAUGUGUAGACUACUGUGUCUUGCAACAAGUAAGGGAUAAUGGACCACGUUAGACUAUCAAAAGUUAAUACACGUUCUAGAUGAUAAUGCGGCCCAAAAGCGGAGGGCCGAUCCAAUGUGUUGGGGGCGCCCUCUGGAGGCGCCCUUAAUUAAUUAAAAUAUACGAAACAAGCAAAAUUAAACCAAACAUGUUCCCAAAUGGAACGGAGAAGGGAGGGGGCGGGGGAUUAAAGUUAGGGCGCACUGAAACCCUCACCGUAGUACGCAGGACAAUGCGACAAAGCCAUCUAUCCCACUCUAUAGAAAAUAUUGAGAUAUAUAUCGUAUAUCGCCAGUCAGCCAAAAAAUAUCGGGAUAUCAUAUUUUGCCCAUAUCGUGCAGCCCUAAUCUGAAUACAGACGUCGCAAAACCUCUACAUCCAGCUCUCCAACAAGAAGUUGACAACGAAGACCUUAAGGAUGGCACAAGCAGGCGAUUUGUUCACUGAUGCAUUUCCAAUGCAAAAACCCUGACAACCAAUUGGAAUACAGACGCUGCAAACCCUCUCCAUCCAGCUCUCCGAGAAGCAGUUGACAACAACGGAGACCCUACAGAUAACACAAGCCUGUGAUUGUUUCACUUCCUCCAAAUUAAACGACCAUUCAAAGCUCACGGCAGAAAAGGUAUCAAACUUGCAUUUCAUAAUUGUAUCCGAUACACACAGAGAUGGCCUCUUAUUGGAGUAAAAGGAGGCGAGUCUUGUCCAACGCAAGGGAGACAGAGAACGAGAUUUUGCAGCAAUUACAUUUAAGUACAGUUAAUCAGGCUGAAAAUGCCCCCCCUAGCUUACCAGAUCUAGCACUGUGUGGGACAACUUCAGAAUUCGAGAACAGUCCUGACCAAAACACUACAGACAGUGAUGCCAGUGAAAGAGAGGAUUUUAGUGGGUUAUCCAGCUCUGAUGAAAGUGAGCCUGAGGAAAUGAGUUUACAAGCUAAACUAAAGCAAUGGGCAUCAACUUUUGGCAUUACUCUUGUUGCAGUUACCGCUCUUCUAUCAAUAUUGAGAGUACACCACUCUGAGCUGCCUAAAGAUGCCAGGACACUUCUUGGCACACAAAAGAAAAUAGCUGUGCAUGCAUUAGGUGGUGGUGAAUAUCACCAUUUUGGAUUGGCUAAGGGAAUUUUAUCAAAAUUGAAUUCAAUCCAUUUGCCUAGCUGCCUUCAGACAAUUCGGUUACAAUUCAACAUCGACGGUUUACCCAUUUUUAAGAGUUCAAAAGUUCAGUUUUGGCCAAUUCUUGCGAUGCUUGAUUGUGAUUACACAAAAAAACCUUUUAUUAUUGGUUUGUUUUGUGGAACUGGAAAACCAUCUAGUGUGUACGACUACCUCAAAGAAUUUGUCAAUGACCUUACCCAGCUACUGAGGAAUGGAUUGACCUUCAGAGGUAAACCUCUAAAGGUGAUGGUGUGCUCCUUCAUUUGUGAUGCUCCAGCACGUGCUUUUGUGAAACAGAUGAAGUCCCACAAUGGGUACUCUGGGUGUGACAAGUGCAAUCAAGUUGGCGUGUGGCAAAAUAAAAUGACAUAUCCUGAAAUAAAUGCCAGGCUUAGAUCAGACGAAGACUUUGCUUUAAUGUCAGACACAGAUCACCACCUGCGACCUAGUCCCCUUACUGGCAUUGUUCAGAUGGUAACCCAGUUUCCCAUUGAUUACAUGCACCUCUGCUGUUUGGGUGUAACAAAAAAACUCAUUCUUUUCUGGAUGAAGGGCAAAAACCUGGCCAUAAGACAGCCAUCUAAUGUCAUCUCAGCUAUAUCAUCUAAACUGAUUGCUCUCCGUCCCCAUAUUCCAUCUGAAUUUGCCCGAAAACCACGAGAGCUGACAGAGAUCGAAAGAUGGAAGGCUACAGAACUAAGGCAGUUCAUGAUUUACAGUGGACCUGUGGUCCUAAAGCACAAUCUACCAGAAGAGAUUUUUGAGAACUUCCUGUUGUUUUCCGUGGGUGUGUUCUUAUUACUCAGCCCCAACCUCUCUGCACCCAUGAUUGAUUUUGCCAAUCGAGUCCUAACAGCAUUUGUUAAAAGCUUUGGAGAUUUAUAUGGUCAAGGAGAAAUUGUAUUUACAGUUCAUCAGGUGAUACAUCUAGCUGAUGUGUACAAACAGUUCGGUGCCCUUGACCGUGUCUCUGCAUUUCCUUAUGAAAACUUCCUUGGAAAAGUAAAAAAAAUGUUGCGAAAGCCUCAACUACCAUUACAACAGGUAGUCAAGAGACUGUCAGAGGUGCCUCAAACUGUUACUCCACCUCCAAGUAAGCAGCCCCUUUUGUACGAAAUGCACCAGGAUGGUCCUUUGCCUCUGCAAUUCAGUACUGCCAAACAGUACAGAAAGGUAGUAACAACAGAUUUCUGCCUGUCAACAAAGACUGGGAACAACUGCAUAGCAGUAGGACAGGAUAUUGGACUGGUCCAAAACAUUGUGCUAUCCUCUGGUUCAGUCUUCAUCAUCUACAGACGAUUUGGGUACAAGGAAUCCCAUUUCACAUAUCCCUGCCCCUCCUCUCGAAUAGGCUGUUUUCAGGUCCAUACGUUGGUAGAUGAUCUUGAGGUUGAGCUCCUUGGGGAUGUCAGCAGAAAAUGUGUGCUUUUUCCAGACCAAGACCAUUAUGUUGCCAUCCCUCUUCUUCACCAAUCCUAA